CUCCUCUCCUUCUCUCCUCGAUUCGGUGAGCUUUUGUAUAAAUACCAAACCACCACACCCCCCGAGAAGCGCCCAGACCCAUUUCCUUCCGUCUGCGCAAGGGACGGUUCUUGAGGUUAGAGAGAUAAGAGAAAACAAGCAAUUCGGGUGGUGGGAUAUCGCCGAGGCUGAGAUGGGGAGCACCAAUGGUCAGGUCAUUCGCUGCAAAGGAGUAAUGGCUUUAAAUCCCAACAUAGAGCUCAGCCGAACCGUUCCUCACGAGCCACAGCAAGAAACAUCCGAGGAUCGCCAAAUCGAGAUUGAGACCGAUGGGGGUGAAAACCAACGCAAAGGUAAGCCGAGGCCGCUCGAGUCCCAGUGGAUGAUCUCCAUCAAUGACAUCCUCGCCGGAGCUAAGCUAGACAACGGGGCAUGCUCAUGGGCAAAGCGCUCCAUCUAUCGGAUCCCGCACUAUCUCAAGGAUGGCCAGACGAAGGCCUGCGUCCCCCAGAUUGUCUCCCUCGGUCCGUACUAUCACGGUGACGAGCGCCUUCGUGAGAAGGACAAGGACAAGUGGCGCGGCCUCGUGUGCAUGCUCGAGCGCAAAAAUCAGAAGAUAGAGGAGUAUCUAGACGCGGUGAAGCAAGUCGAGGAGAGAGCCCGCGCUUGCUAUGAGGGGGUGAUAACCAUGAGCAGUGAGGAGUUCGUAAUGAUGAUGGUUCUCGAUGGGUGCUUUGUGAUCGAGUUGUUUUGGGGAUGGUCCAACGGGUUUGAUAAACUUGGCUACACUCAAGAUGACCCCGUUUUCUCCGAGUUGCGGAGUUUGAUGCACUUGAUCCAGCGGGACAUGAUCUUGCUCGAGAAUCAGAUUCCGCUCUUCAUACUUGAUCUGCUGUUUAACCUCCAGUGCGGCCAACCCAACCACGAUGAGCUCUUGGCCAAGUUGGCGCUUAAGUUCUUACACCCUCUAAGGCCGACAGAGUGCCCCUUUCAUUGCGUUGGGUCGAAAAGGCUGGAGUCUAACCCAUUAGCCAAUGAGGAUGAGCUCCAGGAGUGGGCAGUCCAUUGCCUUGUAUCGUUCCAGCCGAGCCUCUCGCGCUCGAGCACGAAGCGGGCAGUCCAUUGCCUCGAAUUGUUCAGGCGGAGCCUCCUGUGCCUAGGCCCGAGGUGGGCAGCGACCUUGGAGUUGUCACAAAUUGGGCAACCGGUCAUCAACUGCGUGACCGAGCUUCGGAAAAAAGGGAUCAAGUUCAAAAAGGGGGAAGUGGGGGCUUUUUGGAACAUCCAAUUCAAGGACGGGACCCUCGAGUUUCCCUGGCUUAAGAUCGAGGAAACGACAUUGUCGCUUUUCCUCAACUUGAUAGCCUUUGAGCAGUGUCACUUUGAUUGCGACAACGACGUCACCUCGUACCUUUUCUUCAUGGACAAAUUGAUUAACUCCGCCAAGGACGUGGAGCACCUCCACGAUUGCGGGAUCAUGGACCACUGGCUCGGGAGCGACGCCGAGGCUGCUAACCUUUUCAACCAGCUUUGCAAGGAGGUGGUAUUAGUUGAAGAUGUCAGUUAUCUCUCUAAACUGUCUAAGGAUGUGAACACUUACUCCGGCAACAAGUGGAAUUGCUGGAUAGCCAGUCUCAAGCUGAAGUACUUCAGUAAUCCCUGGUCUAUCAUUUCCUUAAUUGCUGCUUUCAUUUUGCUUAUGCUUACUUUAGCACAGACCUUCUAUGGAGUCUAUGGCUACUACAUGCCACGUUCUUAAUUUCUCGUAGAGUACCUUCGAUGGAGUCUAUGGCUACCACAGGCCACGUUCUUGAUUUCUUGUAGAGAGGAGAUUAUCUGAUGAGUAUUUUACGAGUAAUAAAAGUUCUAGUGAAAAUAUGGGAA
Eucalyptus grandis is the source of this 1863-nucleotide messenger RNA. RefSeq names its product UPF0481 protein At3g47200. The transcript has 2 exons. The coding region runs from base 173 to 1738 and encodes 521 amino acids. The record is from RefSeq and is a predicted model, not a curated record. NCBI's taxonomy places the organism in Eukaryota, Viridiplantae, Streptophyta, Magnoliopsida, Myrtales, Myrtaceae.